GAGACCGGGAGGAGGCGGAACCGGGGACCCCGGGGCUGGGGUUCGGAAAGUUUGGGACCGCCGGGCCCUCGUCGCCCCCGCCGCGGCCGGGCUCAGAGUCGGAGCCGGUUGUCAUGGAGAGAGUUGUGAAUCAGUGCCUGCGUGCGGCCUCAGACACACCCAUGGCGACCCGGGGAAGGCCCCCCGCGAGUGUAGCCGGCGGGCGGCUGACCUGUUGCGGGCGGUGUCCGGCCUCACAUAUCAGCGACUAUCGUCUAUUCCACAAGAUGAGUAACAGCCACCCUCUUCGCCCCUUCACUGCAGUCGGGGAAAUUGAUCAUGUGCACAUUUUGUCUGAACAUAUUGGUGCCUUGUUGAUUGGGGAAGAAUAUGGCGACGUCACAUUUGUUGUGGAAAAAAAGCGUUUUCCUGCCCACAGGGUGAUUUUAGCAGCCAGGUGCCAAUAUUUUCGAGCAUUGCUGUAUGGUGGAAUGAGAGAAUCUCAGCCUGAAGCAGAAAUCCCUCUCCAAGACACCACUGCGGAAGCGUUCACAAUGCUGCUCAAAUACAUCUACACAGGGCGGGCGACGCUGACAGAUGAGAAGGAGGAGGUGCUGCUGGACUUUCUGAGCCUGGCUCAUAAAUAUGGAUUUCCAGAGCUGGAGGAUUCUACCUCUGAGUAUCUCUGUACCAUACUUAACAUUCAGAAUGUCUGUAUGACUUUUGAUGUUGCCAGUCUCUACUCACUUCCCAAGUUAACUUGUAUGUGCUGCAUGUUUAUGGACAGAAAUGCCCAGGAGGUGCUCUCAAGUGAAGGCUUCCUCUCUCUUUCUAAGACAGCACUUUUAAACAUCGUAUUGAGAGAUUCAUUUGCAGCUCCUGAAAAAGAUAUUUUUUUAGCCUUGUUAAACUGGUGUAAGCACAACUCAAAGGAGGAUCAUGCUGAAAUCAUGCAGGCUGUGCGUUUACCUCUGAUGAGCCUCACUGAACUCCUGAAUGUGGUGAGGCCUUCAGGACUGUUGUCUCCUGACGCCAUUCUGGAUGCUAUUAAAGUCCGAUCAGAGAGCCGGGAUAUGGACCUCAAUUACAGAGGCAUGCUCAUACCAGAAGAAAACAUUGCAACUAUGAAGUAUGGAGCCCAGGUUGUAAAAGGGGAGUUGAAAUCUGCCUUAUUAGAUGGUGAUACUCAAAAUUACGAUUUGGACCAUGGAUUUUCUAGGCACCCAAUUGAUGAUGACUGCCGUUCUGGCAUUGAGAUUAAGCUAGGUCAGCCGUCCAUUAUCAAUCACAUACGGAUACUCCUUUGGGACCGGGACAGCCGGUCUUACUCAUACUUCAUUGAAGUGUCAAUGGAUGAACUUGACUGGAUCAGAGUGAUAGAUCAUUCGCAAUAUCUGUGUCGUUCUUGGCAAAAGUUGUAUUUUCCAGCCCGUGUCUGCCGGUAUAUUCGAAUAGUUGGGACUCACAAUACAGUGAACAAGAUUUUUCACAUUGUGGCUUUUGAAUGCAUGUUUACAAACAAAACCUUCACUCUGGAGAAGGGGCUGAUAGUUCCCAUGGAGAAUGUUGCUACCAUUGCUGAUUGUGCCAGUGUGAUUGAAGGAGUCAGUCGGAGCAGAAAUGCCUUGCUGAAUGGGGACACUAAAAAUUAUGAUUGGGAUUCUGGUUACACAUGUCACCAGCUGGGAAGUGGUGCAAUUGUGGUUCAGCUGGCACAGCCGUACAUGAUUGGGUCAAUAAGGUACCCUUUUCUGCUCCUGCCCGUGAGCCACUGAUUGUGAAGCCGCGUCAUGACGAGGAAACUGCUGGGAUCAAGGCAGAUGGCCUUGCUACAGAGAGGAAUUGAUGAUGCCAGAUUUAAACACCGGCAAAGAGCUAUGAAAGCCGCAUACCUGCUUACCGUGUCGCUGCCCGAAAGAUCUCCAACAUAAUGAGACUUCACUUUUGAAAUAUCAUAAGACCAUCCGAACAGUUCCUGAUAUUUCUGAUGGCAGCAUCUUUCUUAAAGAAGGGACAGUAUUGGAAAGAGUCACCUUCAAAAAUAUAAGAAAGCUGUUCUUCUUCUCAAGGGCUCUUUGGCCUAGACAAAAUUUUCUCAUAUAUCCACAUUGAAAGCAUAAGAUGAAAGAAUUUUUAUCCUAUUGGUCUAUGUAAUAUGAAAUUUAGAUCAUAAGCUGGGGCCAAAGCAUAGGUUGUUAAAUAAGAGUUUACCAAGUGAUCAAAUAAUCUAUAAAAGAUUGCUUGGGCAAUGUUUAGUUCAUGUUGGAAAAUUAACCAAGGGAUUUAGAAAAAUAGAUUUGCAUUGAAAGCAGGAAAUGUGCUGAUUAUAAAUUUUUUAAUGUGAUAAUUUAUGCAAAAUUAUUUUGCAACUGUUGAGGUCUGUGUGAAUAUGAGGUAGGAUGAUGAUUAGUUGUUCACCAUUCAUUCCACAUUCAGGCUUUCUGGCAUAUUGCAGCUGUAGCCAUGCUGUUUGGUAGUAUUGCUAACUUUUAUGUUGCCACCUAGAACCCGUGAUUCAAAACUUAAUCCCUAGAAGGAGUAAAAUGAUAGCCUCAGGUAGCUGUUAAAGCUGGUGGUUUUGUAUUGUCUCAAAGUUUCAGAAAGCUUUGCCUCACCCAGUUUGCACAGUGAGAUCCUGUAGGCGUUUCCUCCACGGGCAGACAGUGCACCUGCAUGAUACUGUGCCUGCUGGAAGAGCCCGUGGGGCAGCGCCUCCCCUCCCACCCUGAUCUCACGCCUCAGUGAGCCAGCACAGUGGAGCCCAGAUCUGCACUUUGCCACCUCCUUGCUUCUUUUUUUUUUAUUUUUAUUUUUUUAAAUCACGGGGCUUCAGUGACUCAACACAGGAACAACGCAAGCCAGACAGCCAGCUGCAAAAGAAUACUGUUAACCAGCGCCUUUGUUUCCUCCCCUCCUGGAGUCCCAGCUUUGAGAGAUUGAACAAGAGCAGACAGCGCGCGGCCGCUCUGACGUCCUCUGCCUGCCGCGUUUCCCGGGGACCCAUUUCCUCUGUAUUUCCCCCUCCUGCUGUUGCAGGAGGACUGCUGUCCCCUUUGCCCACUUAGAGGCAGGGCCCCCGCGGUGGCGGCUCCUCAGGAGUUGUCGUGUCUGGGAUCUGCAGGGCAGCCGCCGGGGCUGCUUCACACACUUGUGAGAAAAGGGAGUACUUGGCUGCGGGCUCCUGCCGAGAAUCUCAUUUUGGACUUGCAGUCCUCCAGCGGCUCCUCUCAGCUGGACUUGUCCCCCAGCUGAGGACGAAGCUGCGCCCCGUGCCAGCCGACAGUAGGGAGGCCUCUCAUCUUUGGGAGAGUCCGGGUUCUCGCCAGUGAAGUUGCUGCUCUGCAGCUGUGUUAAUGCCCCCUGGCCGCUGUCACUGGCGCCCUCCCGCCUCUCAACAGAGAAGACUGGAACAGCGCCCCUAGUGGGUUGUCUGUCUCUCCGCUUGUCACCCAGAAGAGUGGGAAGUGGACAGGUGUAAAUGGGUUGAGGGCACUGAAGGUUCCCUUGGUGACCCCAGCUUCGUGUCUGCGGCAUCUGUUCCUCUGGCUCAUGACCUCUGGUCCCCUAUCAUGGAAGUUAGCCUUCCCCUGGUUAGCAGCCGAGAAGCGGUCAGGACUCCUCCUGGCCUUUCUUCCUUGACCCUACCCUGAGCCCUCCUUGUCGCCGCCCACCCUGCUCCCCUCGUGCCGCUGCUGAGGAGACUUUGACUGUGUCAGCUGUCCCGACUUUGCAAGGCACGCUGCCUGCAACUCUGCUAACUCCGCCCAGCCUGCUGCACCUGAGACUGCUUCGCCUCGCCACCCCACACUGCAGCCCUGCGCCCUCCACUUCUACGAGGAGUCUUUUACUUGAGUGGAAAGCGCUUUCCCACCAUCUUUGUUCUCUUUAUCUAGUUGUCUCUCAGGUCCUGUAGCCAUCACACCGUCGUUGCAUUGCCAUUCUUAUCACUGUAAUAUCUGUGGGGGAACAUCAGAAGUUCAUGAAAAGUGGAAUUAAAAGACAAGUUUAUUUUGGUACACAGAGAUUUUUAAAUCUGUGCAUACAAAGGAUCUUCAAAAAGUUCCUGGAAAAUGUGUAUUGUGAAAAAACUAUGCCUGGAUUUCAAAAUUUUUUUGCACCAAAAUAAACUUACCUCUUAAUUCCACAAGCAUUUUGAAGCAUAGUCAUCCUUUCUGUUGAAUACCUUUUCUGUCUACCCUGCUAUCUUAUCAUAGGCCCCAUGUGUUCCAAGUAACAGAAGUCAAAAAAAAAGGGGGGCACAAGCUCCAAAUGGUGCCUUUAUUUACAUGAUUGGGAGGUUUCUCAAGGAAUAGAAACGCUGAUGACCCUCCCGGGAACAUGGAGUCCGCCAGGAGCCAGGGCGGCCCUCUGUAGGCCAGUCUCUGAUUCCUCUGCUUCUCACUGAGGGUGAGUUUCAUUGCUUCUUUGUGCCUGUGGUGAAAGAGGGUCACCCCAGAAUACGUGCAUCUUUAAUCAUCUAAUUUUAAAUGAAUGGGACCAAUUAAGCUAGAAUCUCACAUAAGUCUCAGUUUCUGAGAAAGGAAUUUUGUUUAGCUCACCGUAGAUUGUGUGGCUUCCUAAGAUACAGUCACAGCUGCAGGACCAGCUGAGCUCAGGAGCCCGCCAUGUACAUUUUGAGAUUGGGCUGGAAAGAAUUCUCAGGGAGAGGACUGGUAUACAACAUACAUACUGUACAUGUGCUGCACGUUAGGAUUGGAAGGGCUCAGAGAAACCACCAAGGUGUCAUAAGGGAUAAAGCAGAAAUACAGCUAAGUAACUUCAUGGUGGUGUUACUUAGUACUCAAUAAAUAUUUUUUUAAUUGUUGAAUAGAAGAUUAUUAUUUCCGAAGCAGGUAAAGGAUUUCUUUUUAAGAUUUACUUAUUUACUUGAGAAGUAGAGUUACGGGGGGGGGGUGGGGGGGUCUUCCAUCCACUGGUUCACUCUCCAAAUGGCUGCACCAGCCAGAGCUGGGCCUAUCUGAAGUCAAGAGCCUGGAGCUUCUUCCAGGUCUCCCACACUAGUGAAGGGGCCCAGGGAUUUGGGACAUCUUCUACUGCUUUCCCAGCCUAUAGUUGAGAGCUGGAUUGGAAGAGGAACAGCCGGGAUACAAACCAGUGCCCAUAUGGGAUGCUGGUGCUGCAGGCGGAGGCUUAGCCUACGAUGCCACAGCGCCAGCCCCAGUAAAAGAUCUUUAACUCAGAAUAGUCUGUAUGAAUUUUUGAGGUCAAGAAUAUCUUUGGCUUUGAGAGGUUUAGAAGGGAUUCAAUGACAAGUUAUUACAAUCUCACGCGUGUCCUGGCAGUCCAUCUUCCCUGGGUUGGUUGUUUUCACCCAAAUGAGAACAGUUUUAGCAGCAGCAACAGUGUGAGGCUAGGCCUUCAAGUGGCAUUUCCCACAUGUUGGACAGUUAGAAGUAGGCCAAACAGGCACUUGCUCCUGGCCUAAAAGGUACCAAUUCCGUGGAGAAGCUUUUGCUCUCCACUGUUAUUCUUCAACCAUUGUUCACAAUCUGGCACAGAAUUAAUCCCUUAAGAAGGAUGGAAAAAAUGCCAUUCAGCACAACAUAGUUUGUCAUCGCAUGCAUAAUGCAGUCUUUCCAAUUAGAAAGCUACAAUUUGGAAACUUUCUUCAUAGACUGAUGAGAGAGCAAUUAUUUUAAAGAAGGGAAAGCUCAGUCCACUGGGUUUGCCUGGAGUCACUUCUGACUCAAGCCGCAAAGACAAGAGUUUUGAAAACAUAUUCGCUAUUGAAUUUCGUAUGAAAACACCAGCAAGGAGUGCAAUUAGUUGCUGUAAACCAAACCCCUGGUAAUCAAUGGUAUGCAGCCAGCCAGAGCGUUUAUGGAAGAUGUAAGCAAAAUCACAUCUGCUAAUCAAUUUUAAAAAAUCCAACACUUCACGGCUUUUAGGGAGACUCCACAAUGAGAAUAAGAGAAGAUGGAGAAGCCAGCAUUUAAUGUCACUGGGCAUUUCAUGCAGUGCUCAUUAGGGAGAGAGGUUUGUGGCAACAGCUAAACACAGCCCUGAUCUGCAUCAAUACGUCUUGGCCAGUGGCUCCCUGUAUUCAACCUCUUUUGAAAAUGGCUUCUGAUGUAUGGGUGGAGGUGUGGAUGUGCUGGGUAUGUUUCAGGAGCUCAUCUCAGUUAAGGUCAGAGGGAGUGUCUGUCCUGGCUGAGCUCGCUGUGCAAAAAUUCCCAGAUAGAUUGCAAGUGCAAAGACAUAAGAACAGACUUUGCAGGCAGGGGAAGAAGUAGAGGGAAUUGGUAGGUUUUUUCAUUUGCGCCUUAUUAGAACAGAAUUCCUCUCUAUGAUAUAAAAGAGAUUGAGCCAGUUUUUACUUUAGUGUCUCUAAGUUGCUUUUUUUGGUCAAAUUAGUGAAGGGAUUUUCAUUCCUGAUUAAGCCUAAAUUCCAAGCAAAUAUGCAUUCUGGCAUGUCAAUUAGAAUCCGGGCUUAAAAACUCCACAAUGUGCUUGUGUCCGAGCCCUAGGCUUGAUAAUCUGAGCUCUGUCUGUCUUCCCUUCCCACUCAGAAGUCACCAUGACCCCACAUUUCAGCCCCUAGGGACCCUUAAUCAAGGAACAGAAAGAUGUCUCAGCCAGCAUGUACACUUGGCUGCUGUUCAGAAAAAAGAAUUUAGGCCAGAAGAAAUGAUUGAGGUAAAGAUCGAUAGACUAGGCUGAUAAAAAUUAAUGUCUUCAGCAUGCAGACUAUGAUAGGCAGUAGUAGAUUAAUAUCCUUUAGAUAGGGAGGACACUUAGUUAUUAACAAAAGGAUAAAUAUAAGUCAAAAAUGGGAAAGAAGUUCCCAUUCAGUGAUAAGUAAAAAACAUCAAAUUAAUAAGAUAUAUUUCAUCUAUCUAGUUGGUAGUAUUUUUAGUAUUGGUGAUAUUGUGUAUAAACAAGAAUCUACUAUAUACUGCUAGUAGUGAACUAAUUGGUUUAGAUUUCCAUGUGGGGUGGAGGGAAGAGAAGUAUACAACUACUUUGUAAGACACAUCAAUACUUUAAAAUGUUUGUAUGCCCUGCUCCAGGUGUUUUGCUUACAGAAACUUUCAAAGGCAGUAACAAUAGAUUUAGCUAAGAAUGUUCCUUAUAGAAUUUAGUAACAGUGAGAUGUUAUCAAUGCCAUACAUAAGCAUUAGUAAGAGUCUGAUUAAAUAAGUUGUGGGACAAUCAUACAAUGAAAUACUAUAAAGUCAGUACAUAUGAUAUAGAAGAAUAUUGCAUAAUUCAAAAUAUAUUUAUAAUAGAUUAAGUAAAAGAAGCAAGUCUUGAACAGUAAGUACUGUGUAUAUAUGUUUGCAGAAUUACUGGAAUUACAGAUGAUCUGCAUCUUAAAAUAAUGAUUUGCCUUGAAACAAAGUGGAGGACUUUAUAGGACAAGCCACCCAUAGGGCCUGGUGUAAACAACUUUAAACAUUCCCUGAGUCAACUUUCACUCCAGGAAUCUCUACUGCAGCGUUUAUGGUACUCAUAAAUGGUCCUCCUUCUGUAUCUUCUCCAUAUCCCAUAUUCUCAAGGUGACAUAUCUUGAAAUCUGAUUAGGUUCUGUCCCAAAAGGACUGAUUGUUUUCAUUUGGCUCCUCUGUAGAACACUGACUUGUGAUUGUCUAAGGCUGGGAGUUAUGGUAAACCUGUGUCUCCAUUAGUAAUCCAAAAUCUCAUUCUGGAAGUCUCAACGUUGCCUCCCAACAAACCCAUUACCACAGCUGUUCAAUGAAGAGAAUGAUUAAUUUGAAAUGUUUUCCUGGUAUUAAUCUGUGCAGGCAGAGUUAGGAAUUUCAGCCCAGUGCAUGUAUGGAACAUACUCCAUGUACAGAGCCCAUGUGUUUGGACUAGAAUCUUUUUUUCAAAAGAAAGAUCUAGGAUCUUUCUAAAUGAAAGCCACACAAAAUGGCAGCAAAAAAUACAUUUUUUAGAAGUUACUCAAAUAUAAAUUAAUACUGGCUAUCUGCAUAUUCAAAGAAAUGACUAAUAUAGAAAUGAUUCAUUUUCUUGUCAGGCAGGUUGGUUUAAUCUAGGAGUAGAAUUAUUGGACACUUAAGAACAGUAGGGCAGAUCUCACUAGUCCAAGUGAUCAAUUUCAGUUCACAGUUGAUCACACUGAUAGGUCUAAGAGUCAAAGGGAUCACAUAAACAAGACUAGUGUCUGCUAAUACUAACUGAUAGAAUUAAAAAGGAGAGAACAAGCCAACAUGGGAAGUGGGAUACACAGCAGACUCAUAGAAUGGCAGAUGUCCUAAACAGCAUUCUGGCCUCAGAAUCAUCCCUUAAGGCAUUCGGAUCCAGCUGAAGAGCCCAUGAGAGUAUUUUAGGCAUGGAAAGCCAAGACACUCUGGCAAAAAAAAGAAAAAGAGGACCUAAAUGAAAGAUCUCUGCGAGUGAGAUCCCAGUAGAAAGAACAGGGCCAUCAAAGAAGGAGGUACCUUUCUCUGAAGGGAGGAGGGAACUUCCACUUUGACUGUGACCUUGUCUGAAUAAGAGCGAAGUCAGUGAACUCAAAAGGCUUCCAUAGCCUUGGCAACUCAUGACUAGAGCCUGGGGUGAUUACUGACGCCAUAAACCAGAGUGUUAAAUUGUUAAGUCAACAACAGGGUCACUGUGUACUUCCUCCUCAUGUGGGAUCUCUGUCCUUAAUAUGUUGUCCAAUGUGAAUUAAUGCUAUAACUAGUACUGAAACAAUAUUUUAUACUUUAUGUUCUGUGUGGGUGCAAACAGAUGAAAUCUUUACUUAAUAUAUACUAAAUUGAUCCUCUGUAUAUAAGGAUAAUUGAAAAUGAAUCUUGGGCCGGCGCCGCGGCUCACUAGGCUAAUCCUCCGCCUUGUGGCGCCGGCACCCCCAGUUCUAGUCCCGGUCAGGGCAUCGGAUUCUGUCCCGGUUGCCCCUCUUCCAGGCCAGCUCUCUGCUGUGGCCAGGGAGUGCAGUGGAGGAUGGCCCAAGUGCUUGGGCCCUGCACCCCAUGGGAGACCAGGAUAAGUACCUGGCUCCUGCCUUCGGAUCAGCGUGGCGUGCCGGCCGUGGUGGCCAUUGGAGGGUGAACCAACGGCAAAGGAAGACCUUUCUCUCUGUUUCUCUCUCACUGUCCACUCUGCCUGUCAAAAAAAAAAAAAAAAAAGAAAA
Molecule: messenger RNA, 9100 nt
Organism: Oryctolagus cuniculus (rabbit)
Lineage: Eukaryota; Metazoa; Chordata; Mammalia; Lagomorpha; Leporidae
Source: RefSeq, a predicted model, not a curated record